This is a messenger RNA of Neoarius graeffei (lesser salmon catfish), 672 nucleotides long. Its product is annotated as SLAM family member 9-like. The record is from RefSeq and is a predicted model, not a curated record. The transcript is spliced from 3 exons. Bases 3 to 656 code for a protein of 217 amino acids. Lineage: Eukaryota; Metazoa; Chordata; Actinopteri; Siluriformes; Ariidae.
GGAUGGCGGUGGUGAUGCAGCUCGUCUCCUUUCUCUCCCUCUUUGUCUCCAUUACAGUGUCUGAUGGGAUUUUUAAACUGGUUAACAGUUCUGUUCAACUGGAUGGACAGACAAAAGAUUAUGAGUUUGACGACUUCAUAUGGAAAUUUAACAAAAGUAAAAACGUUGUGAGAUACUAUAAAAAUUCUCCAAGUAAAGUAUACCAAGAGUAUAAAAACAGAGUGGAGGUGAAUGAGGGAACCCAAAGUCUGACAGUGAAGAACUUGCAGAAGACUGAUAGUGGACUCUAUGAAGCAGAGGCAUCUGGUGAACAAGAACGAAUUGUGGCCGAGUACCAAUUAACUGUGUUGGAUCCAGUGGAGAAACCAGUCCUGAAUGUCUCGCCCCAGCAAAGCAAUGGCAUCUGUAAUGUGACUCUCAGCUGUGAAGCUCAGAAACUCUCAGUCACCGCUCACUGCUACAGUGAUAGUUGUGAUAUGAAGGAAAAUGAAAAGGCUGUAGAUGGGUUCCAUUCCCUCUCACUGUAUGUCAGUAACAGCAUCAUUAUUUGUAAUCAUAGCAACCCAGUCAGCUGGAAAAAUACAACUAUGGAGAUGAAUGUGAAACAAUUCUGCCCUUCUAAUGGUGUAAGCAUGCACACAUACUGCAUGGGGUAAAUUUAAAUGUAAGAAA